Messenger RNA from Striga hermonthica, 856 nucleotides. The record is from the annotation of a GenBank genome assembly. NCBI's taxonomy places the organism in Eukaryota, Viridiplantae, Streptophyta, Magnoliopsida, Lamiales, Orobanchaceae.
AGCCACCGUUCUAUAUGAUCAACCUCCUGAAUUCUUCCGGCCUGCUUCACUCGUGGAGAAGCAUGAUUUGUUUUGCAGGAUUAGUAAAAAUAUUAACGAGGUCGUCGGUUCACGUGAUUGCGUAAGCAAUGCAAAUAACAAAGAUCCCAAUUCAACUCCAUUUACGACUAAGGUUGGCAGUGACAUAUUACUGAAGCAAAACAGACCAGCUCUCGUUGUCAGCAGUACAAGCUGGACGGCCGAUGAAGAUUUUGAGAUUCUUCUGGAAGCAGCUGUUAAGUAUGAUAGGCGAGUUGCUGCACGUCUUGGCGAGGAUGACUCAAUUGGGGACGAAGUUGUUUGGGACGAUAUGCAUAAUGGAAAGCUAUGCCCGUACCCAAGGUUACUGUUCAUUAUUACUGGAAAAGGACCUGAGAAGAAGAAAUACGAGGAGACGUUAAAAAAACUUAGGCUGAGACGUGUUGCGUUUCGCACCAUGUGGUUGUCUGCGGAGGAUUAUCCCUUGCUUCUUGGUUCAGCAGACCUGGGCGUGUGCCUGCAUACUUCGUCAUCAGGGUUGGAUUUACCCAUGAAGGUAGUUGAUAUGUUUGGCUGUGGACUACCUGUCUGUGCUGUUUCAUAUUCUUGCAUAAAGGAGCUGGUAAACGUUGAAAAAAAUGGGCUCCUAUUCUCUUCGUCUGCGGAAUUGGCUGAAGAACUUAUGAUGUUGUUCGAGGGUUUUCCAGAAAAAUGUGAUGCGUUGGGGUUGAUGAGGUCGAACUUGAUGGAAAUGGUAUCUUCUGUUAGGUGGGCAACGACAUGGGAAGAAAAUGCCAAACCAUUAAUAUAUGAGGUUAUAUCUCAAUACUCCAGCUGA